AUGAGGGCAGGGUUGAGUACGAUCCUGCAAACGCUAACGCCGGAUGCUGCCAGUGUUUUGAACCACUCAAUAGCGGAAGCCGGUCGUCGGAAUCACAACCAGACGACUCCCCUCCAUGUUGCAGCGACGCUUCUCGCCGCUCCGACGGGGUUUCUCCGGCAAGCUUGCAUCCGGUCUCACCCUAAUUCCUCACACCCACUUCAGUGUCGGGCACUCGAGCUCUGCUUCAGCGUAGCGCUAGAACGGCUUCCGUCUGCUACAUCCUCGCCGGCCGUCACGGAACCACCGGUUUCAAACGCGCUCAUGGCGGCGUUGAAGCGUGCGCAAGCCCAUCAGCGACGUGGUUGCCCGGAGCAACAACAGCAGCCGUUGUUGGCCGUUAAGGUUGAACUCGAACAGCUUAUCAUAUCCAUACUCGAUGACCCGAGUGUGAGCCGAGUCAUGCGUGAAGCCAGCUUUUCAAGUCCUGCCGUUAAAGCCACAAUCGAACAGUCUAUAAAUAAUAAUAAUAUUUCCGGUGGGAGUCAUCUGAAUCAGUCUAGUCUCGGCAUCGGAUUCCGACCAUCUCCGUCGCCGACGACCCCAGUUCCGAUACCCAUCAACCGGAAUUUGUAUUUAAACCCAAGAUUACAAGGAGGGAAUCAUCAGAGAAAUGACGAAACAGCAGUAUCCUCAUCAUCUCCGAUGAAUCUUUAUUUGAAUCCGAGAUUACAACAAGGGAAUUUAAGUUUAAAUCAAUCAGACGAUGCCAAAAGGGUUAUUGAAAUCAUGACGAAAUCCAGAAAAAGGAAUCCAAUUUUAGUGGGUGAAUUCGAGCCUGAAUCAAUCAAGAAAGAUAUCUUGAGAAGGAUUCAAACGGGUGAUCUCGAGUUCAAGAACGCUGAGGUGAUUUCCAUCGAAAAGGAAUUUGAAUCUUUACCGGAUAAAUCACAGAUUCCGGCCAAGAUUAAGGAACUUCUCGAGUCCAGAAUUGGAGGCUCCGAUGAUGAUCGUAGAAGCAUUAUUAUAGAUUUAGCUGAUUUGAAAUGGCUGAUUGAGCAACCACCCACGGCGGCUGUUUCCGACAUUGGCCGUGAAUCCGUGGCGGAGAUGUCGAAAUUACUGGCCAAAUUCACGGCGGAGAACAGUAAAGUUUGGUUGAUCGGCACGGCCACUUGUGAGACUUAUUUGAGGUGCCAAGUUUAUCAUCCAUCCAUGGAAAACGACUGGGAUUUACAAGCUGUUCCGAUUUCAUCAAGAUCACCUCUCUCGGGCAGGUUUGGUACAAAUGGGAUUCUUGGGAGUUCAGUGGAUUCUUUAAAUUCGUUCAAGAACUUUCAAACAACAAUCUAUCAAAGACAUCCGACGUGCUGCCCGAAAUGUUAUCAUGAUUAUGAACAAGAAUUAGCGAAAUUAGAUGAGUCCAAGAGCAGUCUACCUCAAUGGUUACAGAACGCGAAAGCCCAGAAUGGGGAAAGUGAAACGAAAAUGAAUCGUCGAUCAUCGGUACUAAAUUCCGUUAAUGAUCAAGAAUUGCAGAAGAAAUGGAGCGAUAUAUGCACACGAAUCCAUCCAAACCAUAAUCAAAGCUUGAGUUUGGCAAGAAUGACUACAGGAUUUGUACCAGUUGUUCCGACGUACAAACCGGCCAACCGACGGGUUUUGGAGGCUCCUCGAAGCCCUGUUCGAACCGAGCUGGUUCUUGGACCAAAGGAGGUUGUCGAGGAUUCACCGGUUAAGGACCUGUUAGGGUGCAUCUCAUCGGAACCCCGAUCCAAGAUUGAGGAAUUCCAGAAGGGAAAAUUCGUCAAUUCAGCAGAUGCGGACUCGUUCAAGAAACUUGUCAAGGGUCUGAUGAAAGCGGCAUGGUGGCAGCCGGAGGCGGCUUCUGCAAUCGCUACAACCGUAACGCAAUUUUGUUCGAGGGGUAGUGUCUGGUUGUUGUUUGCUGGUCCAGAUCGGGUGGGCAAGAAGAAGAUGGCAUCGGUUCUUGCCGAGCAUGUAUGUGCGGCUAAUCCGAUCACAGUUUGCCUUGGGUCGAGGCGCGAUGAGGACGAAACAGAUCUCGGUUUUCGUGGUAAAAUGGUGCUGGAUCGGAUUGUUGAGGCGGUCCGGAGGAACCCAUUUUCGGUAAUCGUGCUCUCCGAUAUCGAUGAAGCCGAUAUGCUAGUACGAGCGAGCAUAAAGCAAGCCAUGGAGAGAGGCCGGUUUACGGAUUCAUACGGACGUGAGAUUAGCCUCGGGAGCAGUAUAUUUGUAUUAACUGGGAACUGGUCGACAAAUAACGUCGACGAGCAUCUGAUUGACGAGAAGCGGUUGCACUCGGCUGCAACCGGUGAGUGGCGACUCAAGCUGACCAUUUGCGAGAAACGGUCAAAACGGCGAGCGGAUUGGCUACCGGAGGAAAAAAUAUCCACGAAACAACAAAAGAAAGCAGGGUGUGGGCUCUCGCUCGAUCUCAACCUUGCGGUGGAUUCUGAGGAAGAUCGAACGGACGCCAGCGAUCUCACGACCGAGCAAGGAGACGAGAAUCCACAUUUUGUGGUAAAAACGUCGGUCCCACACGAGCUUGUGGGCCCAAGUGACGCAGCAGUGGUGUUCAAGCCGGUUCAGUUCGGGCUCAUCCGCCGUGAAAUCGAGAAAACGAUCAAAAACACGUUUUUGACCGUAGUCGAAGAGACUGUCUCGAUCGAGGUCGACGAAGGAACCCUCGACAACAUUUUAAGUGGUAUCUGGUUCGGGAGAACGUGUCUAGAGGAUUGGGCUGAAACUGUACUGGUUCCAAGCUUUCACAAACUCACGGAACACUUAUCGUCUACAAGAGGAAACUUGGUGGUUCGUCUCGAGUCUGUUCGGGAUCCCGAUCAGGCGGGCCAUGGUGGAGAUAGGCUGCCGAGCCAAAUUAAUGUAAUAGUAGAUACAGUUUAGAAGUGAAGGGGUUAAAUUUGUAAAACUUUAUUUCUUUUGGGAUCACAGUUGUAAAUAGACAAAUCUUUGGAUAACGAAGGGAAGGGGAAUAUAUGGAAAAUGUUUGAAACAA
This is a messenger RNA of Cynara cardunculus var. scolymus (artichoke), 3019 nucleotides long. Its product is annotated as protein SUPPRESSOR OF MAX2 1-like. Bases 1 to 2907 code for a protein of 968 amino acids. The transcript has 3 exons. Lineage: Eukaryota; Viridiplantae; Streptophyta; Magnoliopsida; Asterales; Asteraceae. Gene Ontology annotation, molecular function: ATP binding; ATP hydrolysis activity. The record is from RefSeq and is a predicted model, not a curated record.